Molecule: messenger RNA, 3500 nt
Organism: Pseudopodoces humilis (Tibetan ground-tit)
Lineage: Eukaryota; Metazoa; Chordata; Aves; Passeriformes; Paridae
Gene: NLRC3
Product: NLR family CARD domain containing 3
Molecular function (GO): protein binding
Source: RefSeq, a predicted model, not a curated record
AGGAAGCAAAGCCCGGGGGACAAGGAGCUGAGCGGGACACGGAGGGGCUGCAUCCUCCAGCGGCACCAGGAUGCCCUCGCCCAUCCCCUGCUCACACAGCGAGCCGGGCAAGGCGGCACGGGGCCAAGCAGGGCCAUGGACAGGGGCUGAGGAGCCCUGGCUGGUGCUGUGAGCUGGCCAGGGGCACACGGGGCGGCCGAUGGGACCCUGCUGCUGCCACCACAGCGCUGCUCACCCCAGGACCGCCCAUGUCACAGGAGGCCUCUGAUGGAAGGGGUCUGCAUCAACCGGUACCGCCAGCAGCUGGUGAGAUCCAUUUCCCCACAGCUCCUGGAGGACAUCACGUCCCCUCUGCACAGGCUGGAGCUCCUGAGGGCCAAGGGGGCUGCCCAGGUGCAGGCAGCGAGCCCCCUUCCCCAGCAGAACCCAUGGUGCAGAAGCACCUGGAGAGCCUCCAGAGCUCCUGUGGGAAUGGCCUGGAGACAGGAGCCCUGCAGCGCCUCACCAACCUGCUGCUGGUGGAAGGUCUGACCGACAUCCAGCAGAAGGAGCACGACAUCCUGCAGGUGGAAAUCACCAAAGGCCUGCCAAACACAUCCCAGAGCAUCCCCCUGGAGAAGCUGUUCCUGCCUCUCUCCAAAGUCAGCAUCCCCCCUCGGAUCUCCGUCACCAUCGGCGUGGCCGGGAUUGGCAAGAGCACGCUGGUGAAGCUGUUUGUCUGCAGCUGGGCAAAGGGGGAGAUCAGCAGGGACACCACGUUCGUGCUGCCCCUCACCUUCAGGGAGCUCAACACCUACGAGAAGCUCUCUGCCGAGCGCCUGCUGUGCUCGGCCCGCCCUCACAGCACCGAGCCCGGCCCCAUCUCGGCCGGAGCCGCCCGGACCCUGCUCAUCCUCGACGGCCUGGAUGAGUUCAAAACCCCCUUGGAUUUUUCCAACGCAGUGGUUUGCACCGAUCCCAAGAAGGAGAUCCAAGUGGACAGCCUGAUCACCAACAUUAUCAGGGGUAACCUGCUGCAGGAGGCCUCCGUGUGGGUCACGUCGCGGCCGGCGGCGGCCAGGCAGAUUCCCAGCGGGCUGGUGGAUCGGAUGACGGAAAUCCGAGGGUUUGGGGCUGCAGAGAUGAAGGACUUCUUGGACCAGAUGUUCCUGGGCAACAGAGAUCUGUCCAGCCAAGUCCUGCAGCACAUCAGGGCUAACAGGUCACUACACGUCCUGUGCACCAUUCCUAGUUUUUGCUGGAUUUCUGGCUCCUCAAUCGCUUAUUUCCUGAAACGCAGCAGCGACCGAUCCCAAGAAGCGACCGUGGUCCCCAGGACCCUGUCAGAAAUCUACUCCUAUUAUUUUAAAAUGGCUCUGAGCGGUGACUGGCUGGAAAAGCCACGAGAAACCCUCAGGACUGAGCAGGCUGUGAACACCAGCAAGAAGCUGGUGGGCAGCGUGGGCAGGCUGGCAUUCUGCGGGCUGCUGCGGAGGAAACACGUGUUCUACGAGCAGGACAUGAAGGCCUACGGCAUCGACCUCUCCCUGCUGCACAGCAGCCUCUCCACCCGCCUCCUGCUCAAGGAGGACACGCAGGCCUCCACAGCCUACUACUUCUCCCAUUUAUCCAUCCAGGAGUUCCUGGCAGCUCUUUAUUACUACACGGCGGCCAAGCGGGCCUUCUUCGACCUCUUCACGGAGAGCGGCGUGUCCUGGCCCAGGCUGGGCUUCCUCAGCCACUUCAGGAGCGCCGUUCAGCGGGCGCUGCAGGCCGAGGACAGGCAGCUGGACAUCUUCAUCCGCUUCCUCUCGGGGCUCCUGUCCCCGCAGGUGAACGAGCUGCUGUCAGGGUGGCUGCUGGUGAAGGGCGAGCACGGCGGGCUCAGGAGCCAGGCCAUCGGCGUCCUGCAGGGCUGCCUGAACGCCGAGCACGCCGUCUCCUCGCGCGCCGUCAACGCCGUGCGCUGCCUGCACGAGAUCCAGCACACGGACACCGCCAAGGCUGUGGAGGAGGCCAUGAGGAGAGAGAGCUUGGCUGGGAUGCUCACCCCCAUGAACUGCUCUGCCCUGGCUUAUCUCCUGCAGGUCUCUGAUGUUUGCCUGGAGGAGACAAACCUCUCCAACUGCCUCACCUACAAUGUCUGUAAGAGCCUGCUCUCCCAGCUCCUCUUCUGCCACAACCUCAGGCUGGACAAUAACCAGUUUAAGGACGAUGUGAUGGAGCUGCUGGGCAGUGUGCUGAGCGUGAAGGAUUGCCAGAUCCAGAGGCUCAGCUUGGCAGAAAAUCAGAUCAGCAACAAGGGAGCCAAAGCUCUGGCCAGGUCUCUGCUGGUGAACAGGAGCCUGACGGUGCUGGACCUGCGGAGCAACUCCAUCGGCCCCACCGGAGCAAAAGCCCUGGCUGAUGCCCUGAAAAAAAACCAAAUCCUGCUCUCCCUGAACCUCCAGCACAACUCCAUCAAGGAGCACGGGGCCACCUUCCUGGCUGAGGCCCUGCUGACCAACCACGGGCUGGUGACCCUGCACCUGCAGAAAAACGCCAUCGGAGCCCAGGGCGCCCGGGAAAUCGCGGAGGCGCUGAAGCAGAACCGCAGCCUGAGGGAGCUGAUACUCUCGAGCAACUCAGUGGGAGACAACGGCUCCAUCGCCUUGGCCGAAGCUCUCAGGGUGAACCACAGCCUGCAAAGCCUUGAUCUCCAGAGCAACUCCAUCAGCAGCACAGGGGUCACAGCGCUGACAGCAGCUCUCUGCUCCAACAAGGGACUCCUCAGCCUCAACCUCCGGGAGAACUCCAUCAGCAAGGAGGGCGGUCCCGCCAUCGCCCGCGCCCUGCGGAGCAACAGCACCCUCAGGAAGCUGGACUUGGCGGCCAACCUGCUGUACGAUGACGGGGGCAAGGCCAUCGCCUUGGCCAUCAAAGAGAACCGGGCACUCACGUCCCUCCACUUGCAGUGGAACUUCAUCCAGGCCAAAGCAGCCAUGGCCCUGGCACAAGCACUACAGUCCAACAGCAGCCUGGCCAGCCUCGACCUGCAGGAGAACGCCAUCGGAGACGAGGGAAUGGCCGCCCUGUCCGCUGCACUCAAGGUCAACACCACCCUGGCAGAUCUCCACCUGCAAGUGGCUUCAGUUGGCGCGGCCGGUGCCCAAGCCCUGGCAGAAGCCUUGAUGGUCAACAAGAGCCUGCAGAUCCUGGACCUGCGGGGAAACUCCCUGGGCCUGGCGGGGGCCAAGGCCGUGGCCAACGCGCUGAAGGUGAACCGCAGCCUCCGCCGGCUCAACCUGCAGGAAAACUCCCUGGGCAUGGACGGAGCCAUCUGCAUCGCCACCGCCCUGAAGGGCAACCACGGCCUCACCUAUGUCAACCUGCAGGGGAAUCGCAUUGGGCAGUCGGGAGCCAAGGUGAUCUCGGACACCAUCCGGACAAACUCGCCCGACUGCGUCGUGGACGUGUGAGGGGCCCUGGCUGCAGCGAGGGGGGCCCGGGGGUCCCUCUGCCCUGCUGACUGCAGGGAGCUC